Molecule: messenger RNA, 1498 nt
Organism: Octopus sinensis (East Asian common octopus)
Lineage: Eukaryota; Metazoa; Mollusca; Cephalopoda; Octopoda; Octopodidae
Product: differentially expressed in FDCP 8-like
Exons: 14
Coding region: 193-1491 (432 amino acids)
Source: RefSeq, a predicted model, not a curated record
CUAAUCACUCGUGAAUGGCUAUUUUGAAGGAUGAAGAGUUGAAAGAAUGGAAACUGAGAUGAAUGGCAAUGGAAGCUAAUGAAAUAUUAACCAAUUGCAAGAGAAUGGCCAAAUGAGCCCCAUCACUUCUAUAAACAAAAAGUUUGUUGGAACAGACUGUGCAGCUUAUGUGACCAAUUUCUCGUCGGAUACAUGAAUUAUUCUGCCCAGUGUACAAAAUGCAAUGCGACAGUACAUAAGUGGUGUGCACCUCGUUUCAAAAGUUUCUGCAUGAAGGGAUUUCCAGAUGUUGAUAGAAAAGAAAAGCUUGUUAAGCAAAUCUACUAUGAAGGUCAUAAACUGGUUUUGGUUAAGAAGCAGUUUCACACAAGAAGAUGCUGGUGUUGCGCAGGUUACGUCGGAAGAUACUACCAUUUGUGUUACGUUUGCAAAGUUUGCAACUUUAUCUGCCACCCACAUUGUAUUGGGAAUAUGAAGCUUACUUGCAAAACUGUGCAGAAAGAUAACUUUUGUAAUGAAAUACAAGGACAUAAAUUUGUAUUAACAUACAAAAAAUUAUGGACACAGUGUGAGAAAUGUCAUUUUAACCUAGAUAUUUUCCUUACUCCUGCCUACAAGUGCAAAGAAUGUGGAAUAAAAGUACACAGUGAUUGUAAACACUUCUAUAAUUUUGAAUGCCCUUCAACAUACCUUUCUCUGGGAAUUGCUUUUCUUCACGAAGGAGAUUCUACAGUGAUGACACAAAAAUUCUUUUGUUACGGAUGUGAUAGAGAUUUUUAUGGUUGUGAACGCGAAAGCCGUUUUUGUCACUUCAGCAAAAGAUUUUAUUGCAUUAAUUGCCAUAGCAACCAUUCAGAAAUAUUACCGGAUAGGGUCCUUCUCCAUUGGGACUUCGCUCCUGAUACGGUAUGUGAUUGGUCAAGACUUGUCCUGAGAUACAUGCAUUCGAAAUCAUUCAUAUCAUUGGAUGAAGUUUCUUCACUCGUGACACAACUACACCGGGAACUCAUAUCAAUUGAAAGAAUAUUACUGGAGAUUAUAUCAUACUAUGAGAAUCUUCCAGAGUGCAAGAAAGCUUUCGACAAAAUAUUAUACAAGAUCAAGAAUUGCUGGCCUAAUUUACUUGAGACACCCCUCCAUUUUUCUCUUUCAAAUUUUGAAGAUAUUUAUAAGUGUUUCAACUGUGAAAACCCAUCUAAAGACUUAUUUUGCCCGAUUGUAAUUGAGUCACAUGAGAAGAUAAUUCAACAUGUUCGCCAUAACUGUAAGACUUGCAUUAGUAAAUCUUACAGUUGUGCCAUCUGUUGCCCAGUUUCACCAGACAGUGAAAUAAAUAAAGAGUUUGAAGAUGUUCUCUAUCCUUUUGAAAAUAGUGUCAUUAAAUGUCCAGAUGAAGAAUGUACAUUCCCAGUUUGUGUUCAUAGGAGAUGUCUCAAGAAGAAUCCAGACUUUGUUUGUCCAAACUGUAAAUCAAAGAUUGAAGACAAGUAAACCAGAC